ACGUAUUUCCUUUCCCUGUAGACGUAAAUAAGCACACAAAAAUGUUAGCUGGGUACAUUCUAAAGUACGCAUAGCAAGCUCCUCGUCUCCGUCUCCGGCGAGAGAAACUAGGGUUCCGGCGGCCGCCGGAGGCGGCAAUGGAUGGCGGAGCUCCGGCGGAGCUCCCUACCUGGGCGCGGUGGGAGGUCCCGAUCUGCUUCGUGAUCCUCGCGGCCCCCGCCGCGGCUUCGGCGGCCGCGAUUUCUAGGGUUAGGUUCGACCCCCUCAAACCCCGCGAUCUAUGGAUCCCGAGUUGCAAGAGGAUGAGCCCUCUAUGGCUCCUAGCCCUAAGGGGCCUCGCCCUCUUCGUGUUGUGUUGGUUGCUCCUCGAGAUGGUUCUCCUCGACGGCGCCUUCGCCUUCUACUUCUACACGCAGUGGACCUUUACAUUAGUCAUCAUCUAUUUUCUGAUUGCCACCUUUGUGUCUGCCCGUGGCUGCUGGAGUUAUUCAAAGCAUUUCACUGCACAUGUAGAAAACAGAGGACUUCUUAAAAGGGAUGUUGAAGAGAACAUAGAUUCAACCGUGAAUCCGGAAACCAAUUCAAAUGGAAAAGCUAUCAGAUUUGGAAGCUCUUAUGGGCAAGGAGAUAUAGAGCAAAAGGCUGGAAUAUUGGAAAAUCUCAUGCAAAUCACCUAUCAGACGAGUGCAGGUGCCGUUGUGUUGACAGACAUUGUGUUUUGGGGCCUACUUGUACCAUUUUUGUCGGUCGAACAUUUUAGCCUCGACCUGUUGAUGGGGUGCAUGCACAGCGUGAAUGCUGUGUUCCUCCUCCUCGACACUGCCCUCAAUAGCAUGCCAUUUCCAUGGUUUCGCAUUUCGUAUUUUGUUCUCUGGAGCUGCGUAUAUGUCGCCUUUCAGUGGGUCCUCCAUGCUUGUGGCUUUUCAUGGUGGCCUUAUCCUUUCCUCGAGCUUUCGACCCCUUGGGCGCCGAUGUGGUAUCUGAGCUUGGCAUUGAUACACAUCCCGUGCUUCGGAUUGUACGCAGUGAUUGUAAAAGCCAAAGUAUCAUUUCUCUCUAAGUUCUUCCCCCAAGCCUACAUUAGGCCAUGUUAACUUUGCGGUACGCAUCCGCGUUUCGUCGUGUUACAUUAACUAUAUUAAUUGUGCAGUGAAUUUUUCGCACAUUUAUUUAGAAUUAUUUUGUUGUAUACAUCUUUUCCUUUUGUUUACUUAUUAUUAAUCAUAGUUUUGGUUGCUGUUUGGA
Molecule: messenger RNA, 1245 nt
Organism: Ananas comosus (pineapple)
Lineage: Eukaryota; Viridiplantae; Streptophyta; Magnoliopsida; Poales; Bromeliaceae
Exons: 8
Coding region: 138-1094 (318 amino acids)
Cellular component (GO): membrane
Source: RefSeq, a predicted model, not a curated record